CUAUACGUCAACGUAAUAUUAUGAAUAAAGGUGUUAAAAUCCAUGCGAUUUUAAAAAUAUUUAUAUCCUAACCAAAUAAAGAUAAAUUGAUUUAUUAUUACUUCGUAUUAGUAAUAAUAUAGUAUAGCUAUGGCUACAAUCACCCCACAUAUUACAGGACUUACCAAUAAGAAUAUAUUUCUUGUUGAAUUUAAGGAACCUUUCGUAGAAAAGAAUCUGAGGGACGAAUCAACUCCUAAUAUCCGCAGCAUUGUAUACAGUCCCAAAGGGUCCUAUCUUGCUUAUAGAACAGAUAAAAAGGCAGAGAUAAUAAAAUGUUCAGAUUGGUCAGUGGUGACAAGCAUAGACCGCAAUGUUAAGGAUAUGUUCUUCUCACCCCUGGAUAAUUACUUCAUGAUCUGGGAAUUGUUUGCUAUGACUAAAGAAAAUCCACAGGGAAAACCAAAUCUCCAUGUAUACAAAUCUGAUUCUGGUGCAAUUGUAGGUUCAUUCACCCAAAAGAACCAGACUGGGUGGGAACCACAAUGGUCGUCUGAUGAAAAACUCUUUGCGAUCCAAACAAAUAACCGAAUCCUGUUUUACGAAAAUGGCAAAUUGGAUCAUUACACAAAUUAUAUACAAGAGGAGAAACUCAAAUCUUUCAACCUAUCUCCAAGCCCUGGCCCUAAUUACUAUAUAUCCACUUUUACGUUGGGGAAGCAAGGUCAGCCGUCAGUAUGGCGCGUGUACAAGUUCCCCCAGUUCGACCCCACGCAGGCGGUCGUCACCCGUUCCUCCUUCCAAGCUGAUAAGGCUACCUUCCACUGGAAUCGGAGAGGCAUUAACCUUUUCACUUUGACACAGACUGAUGUAGAUAAGACUGGUGGUUCCUAUUACGGAAAGCAAUCUUUGUCCCAUGGAGAUAUCAAGGGAAACUCUGGAAAUAUGACAUUUAGCAAGGAAGGACCAAUCCACUCGCUGGCCUGGAACCCGGGCAACUCCAACGAGUGGGUGGCGGUGUACGGCCACGCGCCGGCCAAGGCGACCCUCUUCAACGCCAAGUGCGAGCCGCUCUAUGAAUUCGGCACCGGAGCUUGGAACUCUAUAUACUUCCCGCCAGAAGGGAACCACUUCCUAAUCGGCGGUUUCGGCAACAUAGCGGGCGGGAACAUAGAGAUAUGGGACAUGCGCGGCUACAAGAAGCUGGGGGCUUGCGCGGCGCCCGACACCACGUUCCUGCAGUGGGACCCGCGCGGCGAGAGCUUCGUCACGGCCACCACUUACCCGAGACUGACCGUCGGCAAUGGCUACAAAAUUUGGCAUUACACCGGCGUCCUCAUGUACAAACAUACCUGUCAAGAGAAGGAGAACCUCCUAGCGAUCAGCUUUAGACCAGGCAGCUAUCCCAAGAGUGAACUGACCAAGGCUGCGCCAAAAGGGAUUGAGGAUUCUACUCCGAAAGCAGUGGGGGCUUACAGACCCCCUGGGGCGAGGAACAAGCCGUCGACUUUCACCUUACACGAACAUGAGAAGCCGCAUAGACCGGGAGAAAAUGCUUCUGCUGCACCGUCGAAGCAAGCUCUGAAGCAGAAACAAAAGCGCGAAGCCCGCAAGGAGCGCAAAGCUGAAGAGCGGGCACAAGGCGUGGGCGACGCGCCCCCCGCGCCCGCCGCCCCCCGCCCCGCAUUCGUCUCCAGCGGCGACCCCGAAACUGACAAGAAGAUUAAAAAUCUUAAUAAGAAACUUUCGGACAUAGAGAAGCUAAAACAGCAGAAGGCGGCCGGAAAGCAGUUGGAAUUGAAUCAGCUGGCUAAGAUCGAAAAUGAACCGGCUCUUUUACAAGAGUUAGCGCAGCUGCGAUUAUGAUCUCAGUAUUCACGAAUUCUGGACUAUUGCAGAAUUCUUGAUGGCUAUGGUUUUGACAUAAAUGCAUUGUAAAAAUGUUUAUGUUAUGUGCCUUAUGGAUGGAGUUUUCAAUUAAUUUUUGCAUGUCUAUUAUUACCUAUAUCUAUAUUCUUCAUAAUUAUUCUCUCUCUAUGGAUAAACAAAAAAUCUUAUGAAGAUACGAUAUUACUCGCAAAUUAUAUUUUUCAAAUGAAGAUAAAGAAUUAUAUGUAAUACACAUAUAUAUAAUAUUUUCAAAUUAAUAUAUAUAUAUAUAUAUAUA
This is a messenger RNA of Plodia interpunctella (Indianmeal moth), 2146 nucleotides long. RefSeq names its product eukaryotic translation initiation factor 2A (gene eIF2A). The record is from RefSeq and is a predicted model, not a curated record. Gene Ontology annotation, cellular component: cytosolic small ribosomal subunit. Lineage: Eukaryota; Metazoa; Arthropoda; Insecta; Lepidoptera; Pyralidae. Gene Ontology annotation, molecular function: translation initiation factor activity; protein binding; tRNA binding. Bases 130 to 1845 code for a protein of 571 amino acids. Gene Ontology annotation, biological process: translational initiation. The transcript is spliced from 12 exons.